GUGACACUUGAUAAGGUUUAGUGGGCAUGGUAGGAUUCGGUCACAGGCUGGACUUCAUCAUCUCGGAGGUCUCUUCCAACCUUAAUAAUUCCAUGAUCAGGGUCCUGGUUUCAGAGUUUCCAGAACCAGAUUGUUGAUUUGUUGAAAUGUUGAGGAGUUGGAGGUCUUUCCCUAUUUUUUUUUUUUUUUUUUCUUUAAGAAAGUCUUUGGUUUAGAGCUCUGGGAAGAAAGGCACCUGGAAAAGAGCCCCUGGUCAUUGCUGGCUAUACCAAGUCCCUGCUUCCCUUAUUUUAAGGCACCAGAGACACAUCAGACCUCCCAACACACGCCCCUUGUGAUGCAUCUGGAGGAGCAUCUCUUGCCCGCGACAACGCAACCCCUGCAGCCCCUGGACCCCCCCGACACACCCGGCUCGGGGGCUCGGCUGCGCCCCAUUGCGGGGCUGCUGUGGCACCGGCCGCCCCCCACCCUGUGCUGCCCCGGGGCUCGCACACCGCACUCCUGCCCGGCGCUCGCUCCAUCGCGGGGAGCCGCGCCCGGCGCCGCUCGCUCCGGGUGACACCUGCCGGCGGCUCUGCGGGCGGGCGGCGGGCGGGGACGCGGCCGUGUGCGGGGAGCCCCCGCCGCCCCCCGCCCGCGCCGCCGCCCCUCGGCGCGGAGCCGGCCCCGGCCCCGCCGAUCGCCGCCGCUCGCCAGCCCCGCGCCCAUCGCCGCUCUCCGCCGCUCCCCAUCGCUCCGCACCGCUCCCCAUCGCUCCCCAUCGCUCUCCGCCGCCGCCCCGCGCCCGCGCACUCCGCGCAGCCCCGCGCUCCGCUCCCGGCAGCCGCAUGGCCGCGGAGGCACCGGGCGGGCGGCCGCGGCCGGGAGCGCCCUGCGGAGAUGGAACUGCUCUGACUCCCAGCAGGUCCCAGGAGCGUCCCAAGCCUCAUCUGCAGUAACACGGCCCGGGCUCGCCAUGGCAGCAGGAGUAGCAGCGUGGCUGCCCUUCGCCAGGGCGGCCGCCAUAGGAUGGAUGCCAGUGGCCAAUUGUCCCAUGCCACUGGCUCCGACGGAGAAAAACAAGAGGCAGGAUGAGCUGAUCAUCCUCAAUGUGAGCGGCAGGCGCUUCCAGACCUGGAGGACUACACUGGAGAGGUACCCGGACACUCUCCUGGGCAGCACGGAGAAGGAGUUCUUCUUCAACGAAGACACCAAGGAGUACUUCUUUGACCGGGACCCCGAGGUCUUCAGGUGCAUCCUCAAUUUUUAUAGAACUGGCAAGCUGCACUACCCCAGGUACGAGUGCAUCUCUGCCUACGACGAAGAGCUCGCCUUCUACGGGAUCCUCCCCGAGAUCAUCGGGGACUGCUGCUACGAAGAGUACAAGGACAGGAAGCGGGAGAACGCGGAGCGGCUCAUGGACGACAACGACUCGGAGAACAACCAGGAGGGCUCCACGCCCUCGCUGAGCUUCCGGCAGACCAUGUGGCGAGCCUUCGAGAACCCCCACACCAGCACCUUAGCCUUAGUCUUUUACUACGUCACCGGGUUCUUCAUCGCCGUCUCUGUGAUCACCAACGUGGUGGAGACCGUGCCCUGCGGCACCGUGCCGGGGAACAAGGAGCUGCCGUGCGGGGAGCGCUACGCCGUGGCCUUCUUCUGCCUGGACACGGCGUGCGUGAUGAUCUUCACCGUCGAGUACCUGCUGCGGCUCUUCGCGGCGCCCAGCCGCUACCGCUUCAUCCGCAGCGUCAUGAGCAUCAUCGACGUGGUGGCCAUCAUGCCCUACUACAUCGGCCUGGUGAUGACCAACAACGAGGACGUCAGCGGGGCCUUUGUCACACUAAGGGUUUUUAGGGUUUUCAGGAUUUUCAAGUUCUCCCGCCAUUCCCAAGGCCUGAGAAUCUUGGGCUACACUUUGAAGAGCUGUGCCUCCGAGCUUGGCUUUCUCCUCUUUUCCCUCACUAUGGCAAUCAUCAUCUUUGCAACUGUGAUGUUUUAUGCAGAGAAAGGGUCCUCGGCAAGCAAAUUCACCAGUAUUCCUGCUUCCUUUUGGUACACUAUUGUAACCAUGACAACACUGGGUUAUGGUGACAUGGUGCCCAAGACCAUCGCUGGGAAGAUCUUUGGCUCCAUCUGCUCCCUGAGCGGGGUGCUGGUCAUCGCCCUGCCCGUGCCCGUCAUCGUCUCCAACUUCAGCCGCAUCUACCACCAGAACCAGCGGGCAGACAAGCGCCGGGCACAGAAGAAGGCGCGCCUGGCGCGGAUCCGCGUGGCCAAGACGGGCAGCUCCAACGCGUACCUGCACAGCAAACGCAACGGGCUCCUCAACGAGGCCCUGGAGCUCACGGGAUCCACCGAAGAGGAGCAGCACAUGACUAAAGGCACCUCCUUAAUCGAAAGCCAACACCACCAUCUGCUGCACUGCCUGGAAAAAACAACCGGAUUGUCCUAUCUUGUGGAUGAUCCCCUGUUAUCUGUACGAACUUCCACCAUCAAGAACCACGAGUUCAUCGACGAGCAGCUCUUCGAGCAGAACUGCAUGGAGAGCUCCAUGCAGAACUACCCCUCGUCCCGGAGCCCCUCGCUGAGCAGCCACCACGGCCUGAGCACGUCCUGCUGCUCGCGGCGCAGCAAGAAGAGCACGCACCUGCCCAACUCCAGCGUGCCGGCCACGCGCCUGCGGAGCAUGCAGGAGCUCAGCACCAUCCACAUCCAGUGCAGCGAGCAGCCCUCCCUCACCACCAGUCGUUCCAGCCUCAACAUGAAAUCAGAUGAUGGGCUGAGACCGAACUGCAAAGGCGCGCAGAUCACCACAGCCAUCAUCAGCAUCCCCACGCCGCCGGCGCUGACGCCCGAGGGCGAGAGCAGGCCCGGCCCGGGCAGCCCCGGCCACGCCACGAACGUUCCCAGCUCGGCCAACAUCGUCAAGGUCUCCGCCUUGUGAGCCGCGCCCGGGGCGGGAGGCCGAGGGCUCCGGGGCCGCGGGGCCGGGCACGGAGCGGGGCCGGGCACGGAGCGGGGACCGCGGCAGCGCCCGCGGAGCUGCGGGCGGGAACCACCACGGCGAGCAGAGGCACUGAAGAGAACGGAGAUAUAACACUGUGUAUCGCAGCACCUUUUUAAAGGUUUUUAAUGGAUAAUAUUUAUUCAUGAGGAAAUGACUGAAAAGGUGAAAAACAAUGGAUUUUGUGAAUUUUUUUUUUCUUCAUGGAGCAGAACCUUUAAACCGACCAAAAUUUCACUUUUUUUUUUCUUUUAUAGGAAAAGAUUUAGACAAAAGAAGCCACCUGUCACAGCAGUCCCUGCAUGGGUGUGUGUGUGAGUGUGAGUGUGCAGAGCCGCCCCAGGGCAGGGCCCUGUGCACACACACCCACACACACACCCCACCCUGGAUGCCAUCCCCAUUUAGACUAUUUUGUAUCCGCCUUUUAAGUCAAUACAGUGCAACUGCAAACAGUGUGUUUGUCUGCUAAUUAUUGUCUGUGGAAACAUAUUUGUGGACAAAAACAGAAAACAACAACAAAAAAAAAGACGACAGGCUUUAGUAGAGUUUUAGUCCCACCUGGGUAUCUGCUUUCUAUUUUUGUUAUCACUUACUUGUAAGAGUGUGACUAGACUACAGUUCUGUAUUUUUAAAAAGGGAAAAAAAGAGGUAGGAUUCUUUUUUAAUACUGUACACACAAAUGGCAAAGAAUGAAAGCACUGAACUCAACUGCAUCAAGCGUUCAUGAGUCUAACAGAGGUUCCUUGUAAUGUAUGCCCAUGCUUUUUAUGUUUUGGUUUCUGUAUAGAAAUUCCUUUGCUAGCACUGGACGUAUAACCCAUUGUAAAUAGUAGCCAAAUAAUGUCUGGAUUUAUACUUGAUAAUAAUUAACCCCAGAGCCAAAUAUCUUGCAUGGACAGAGAGGUAUUUGGCUUUUUCACAGUCUUAGGGCUCCACUUGUCCCAUCCACGGCUUCUGGGCUGCAUUGAUUCUGGGGAUAGACAAGGUCAGCAAUUUCAGUUCUCCAGGCCCAGCACAGGAUCUGCCUGAGAGGGGGGAGCAGGACUGGAGUUUGGAAAACCUUUGCUAACGUGUGGUACAAACAGCAUUUUCUAUUCACAGUCCUACACUUAGUUUGGGAAAAGUCUACUCAUGAACAAACAGCUAACCAAAAACUGAAGAACACUGUGUGGUACUGCCAGGUACCUCGUGCUGGGCCGUGCUCAGUGCUGGCAUCUCCUCCUUCCUGGGAAGGAUUCCUCACAAGGAGAUUCACGGACCUGGAACACAGCUGAUCCCCCUGGCAAGAGGAACCCCUUCCUGCCACUCUGCCCUCCUGGAGCCCCUGUCCAGGGGAUCAGGGAGGGCAGAGUGAGGAACAUCCCCCCCGUCCCCGUCCCAGCCUGGUCCCCUGGCCGGGCACAAACCCCUCCAAGGCCGAUGCACUCCCCCGGCAGCCCGGAGGGAACAGGGACACACCCGUCCCUGAGCGGUGAUUCACAACAUCACAGGCAGAGAACGGCUCCAGGAGUGCUCGAGGCUGGUUCAGCACAGGGUGAGGGUUUCUGUAACGCCUGUCGUGACCUCUCCCGGUGUAAUAUUUAUAUGCACAUAUACACACACAUAUAACUGAUUACAGACACAUACAUGUAUAGAUAAUUAAUGCUGAUUACACGUAGGAGCUGCACCCUGCUUUGGCAGCCCUCCUGAUGGCUGAUGCAUUAACUCCAAACCCUCCUUAGAAUCCUACAACGUCCUAGGAACAGUAGGGCUAUGGCUGAGCCUCCAGCAGCUGCACCAGCUUCCAGCCAUUUAUUCCAGUGCUGUAAUAUGUUACCCAAAACUAUGUUUAGUCCUGUUUUAAAAGAUUAAAAUGCUCUGCCUUUUGCUGCUUCCUGUAGGAGGUUAUACUGCAGUUAAUCUAACCAUUACUGAGUUUUUUCCUCAAUGUUUUAAUUUAUUUUAGCUUUAUUUUCAUUAACUGUCAUCAUCUGAGCACCCCUGCCCCUCUAGAUCAGAGGCCUUGCUCUCCACCACUUGCCACCUUUGCAACCUCACCUCCACUGGCACAGAGUGAGGGUGAAAUGCCCCCGUGUGACAGGGGACAGGAAUAACGACUACAAAGAGUCAGGGAUUGCACACGGAUUCUUGGUGCUGCCUUUCUUACUCCUGAUUUAGUGUGAGUGCUGAACGAGGCACUUGAAUCUCUGUAUCUGUAUAGAGCCAUCGUGGCAGCCCUCGUCCAGAGCACUGCUGGGGCUUUUAAUUGCUGUCAAUCAAAUGUUUUGGAAAAGAGAGUAAAACAUUCAAUUUUAAGAGGUUAAAAAGAAGAAGGAAAGUCAGUUCCAGGAGUUUCUGGCUGGCUGCUUGGGCUCUGAUUGCCACAGCCUCUGUUUUCCUCCAAAAAACAGGACUUGUUAUCCUUGCUGGGGAGCCAGGGCUGUGCCUCUGCCAUGAACUGGGCAGGUGCUGCCCCACGCUGUCAGCUCCUCAGCACAGGCUCUCAGGGGUUAAAAACACACAGAACUAAGGAAGUCUGAGCCUAGAGGAACAGGGCUGAAAGUAUUCUUGAUGGAGGCAUUAGCUCCCUUUAUCCUCUGUAGUCGCCCAAGUAAGCAACUGGAACUGUGUUGUGGAAAACCUGAAUGCACCCCAGGAGAGCAAUGUGCACCCCCAGGAGCUGCAGGGACAGGGAUCCAUCCCUGCAGGGAUGGGAAUCCAUCCCUGGAGGGACGGGAAUCCAUCCCUGGAGGGACAGGGAUCCAUCCCUGG
Prinia subflava (tawny-flanked prinia) is the source of this 5737-nucleotide messenger RNA. It is a transcript of the gene KCND3, whose product is annotated as potassium voltage-gated channel subfamily D member 3. The coding region runs from base 956 to 2926 and encodes 656 amino acids. The transcript is spliced from 8 exons. Gene Ontology annotation, molecular function: A-type (transient outward) potassium channel activity; protein binding. Gene Ontology annotation, biological process: potassium ion export across plasma membrane; protein homooligomerization. The record is from RefSeq and is a predicted model, not a curated record. Lineage: Eukaryota; Metazoa; Chordata; Aves; Passeriformes; Cisticolidae. Gene Ontology annotation, cellular component: dendritic spine; voltage-gated potassium channel complex; neuronal cell body.